AUGACCUUUAACCGCACCAAUAUCACCAUCAGCCCGGGCAUGCUGAUUUUCCUCCAGUACCGCACCGAGCAGCUGAUCUGGUACGGCGUAAUGGCCACCAGCUGCAUCGUCGGCACCACGGGCAGCAUCUUCCUCACCGGCGCCAUCCUCUCCACCCGCCACUCCCGCCGUGGCAUCGGCAUCCUCAUGGUCAACCUCCUAAUCAUGGUGACCCUCCAGUGCGGCGUGGCCUUCCCCUUCCUCAUCCAGUCCUACCCCGGUGUGCCGCUCUCCAUCGCCGACGACCCCAAUUUCUGCCGGCGCGCCCACUUUUUAUACAACGCAUUACUCCCGUCCAUCGACUACGCCGACCUGAUGAUCGGGAUCAACCGCUGCGUGGCCGUCUGCUUCCCGCACCACUACCCGGCCUGGGUGCGCCCCCGCGCCCUCUACGGAAUGGUGACCUUUAGCUGGGUGACCUGGCUGUUCUUCGCCGUCGUGCCGCAGUUGCCGGGCCAGGCGGUGAUGCGCAGUCUGGAGCCGUGGUACUCCUGCGGCGUGGUGUACGGGGCCGCGUGGUCGGUGACCUUUUCCACCGGAGGGAUUGCGCUGCCGGUGGCGCUGCUGUUCGCGCUGUACUUGACGGUGUUCCUCGUGGUGCUGAUGCGGAAGACGGUGCUGCGGCGGCGGAUCGCUCCGGCGGAGGAUAGCCAGCUGCAGCGGACGAUGCAGCGGCGGUUCCGGAGUACGCUGGUGUUCUUCGCCGUGUUCGUCUGCUACGCAUGUUGUAUGACGCCGGCACCACUUGUGGCGCCACUGUUUCCCACGCUGUAUUUUCGCUAUCCGUUUAUGCGGCAGGUGUUGCGCGGGCUGAUGACGGUGGGGACGGCCAGUAUUCCGGUGUUGUACAUGAUGCUGAAUACACAAUACCGUCGCCAGCUGUUGUGCUGCUGGAAGUGCCGGGAAAAGUCCAGCCCACCGGAAGUGAUGUCGACCGUUGGACGCAGCCGCGGAUCACGCGGGCGCACCACGUCCAAUGCCGGCGUCAUCGGCCAACGGAACGUGUCCGGUUAA
Messenger RNA from Paramacrobiotus metropolitanus, 1053 nucleotides. Its product is annotated as olfactory receptor 11A1-like. Gene Ontology annotation, biological process: G protein-coupled receptor signaling pathway. Gene Ontology annotation, molecular function: G protein-coupled receptor activity. Lineage: Eukaryota; Metazoa; Tardigrada; Eutardigrada; Parachela; Macrobiotidae. The transcript is spliced from 2 exons. Gene Ontology annotation, cellular component: membrane. The record is from RefSeq and is a predicted model, not a curated record. Bases 1 to 1053 code for a protein of 350 amino acids.